Molecule: messenger RNA, 1251 nt
Organism: Rhopalosiphum maidis (corn leaf aphid)
Lineage: Eukaryota; Metazoa; Arthropoda; Insecta; Hemiptera; Aphididae
Product: T-box transcription factor T homolog 1-like
Exons: 5
Coding region: 129-1034 (301 amino acids)
Biological process (GO): positive regulation of DNA-templated transcription; heart morphogenesis; mesoderm formation
Cellular component (GO): nucleus
Molecular function (GO): DNA-binding transcription factor activity, RNA polymerase II-specific; RNA polymerase II cis-regulatory region sequence-specific DNA binding
Source: RefSeq, a predicted model, not a curated record
GCACUCAGGUGUGAACGAGACAACACUAAUGUGAGAAACAAAAAUGUGCGUUACUUGUUAAUUGUGUUUUCGUGUAUUGAAUAAUUCUUGGUCCAAUUGUGUUUGUAUCAAGAAAACAAAAACAAAAAAUGAAUAUUAAUUCGAGAGAAAUGACUACUGCCGAAUUACAGAACUUGACUUGGGGCAAAAGGCAUCAAGUGCGAUCAAGAUUGUUGGAUGCUCAACUUUGGUCCGAAUUUUUAGCCAUCAAUAAUGAAAUGAUUGUCACAAAAACAGGGAGGAGAAUGUUCCCAGUGAUUAAAACGCAAGUUACCGGGUUGUGUCCGGGAGAUAUGUACACUGUAUUUUUAGAGUUUGUACAAGUGGUUGGACAACGAUGGAAGUACAUAAACAGUGAGUGGUCGCCGACUACCACGUCGGACCCGGCUACAAAGAAUCCGUUUUAUAAACACCCGGAGUCACCAAAUUUUGGCAAACAUUGGAUGGAUCAACCGAUUUCAUUUGCUAAAAUUAAACUUACCAACAGACCGGAUAACCCGGGACAGACUCAUUUAAAUUCAUUACAUCAAUAUGAGACUAAACUUCAUAUAGUCAAAGUUGGAGAUCCGGAUGAUGUACAAAUUUUUGCGAUGCCUCAAACCAGAUUUAUGGCAGUCACAGCAUAUCAAAACGAAGAGGUGACCAAACUUAAAAUCAAAUAUAAUCCAUUUGCGAAGGCGUUUAAAGACACUAAAGUCAAAGCUGAGGAAAAGGAUAGAAGAGAACAUCAAGAUGUUUAUCAGCCAGCACUUGGAUACGAAAGUAGCUUGAAUUUUUCUCACCACGAGAAUUAUAAUACAACAACAUCCGAUGAUUGGUUAUCUCAGUACGGAGGUCAAAGAGAACCAAUCAAUAGAUGUCAAUGUACAGCUUGUUAUUUUGUUAAGCCACAAGUCAAUCAUAAAAAGUGUGUCCCUAUUUAUAGUUCUGGCCAGGACGAUGAACACACUGCAUAUCAGCCAGCAUCUUACAGUUGGACACAAUUAGGAGGAUAACGUACAACAUAUCACAUAUUAUUAAUGUAUUUUCAUAGCCUGAUAUGUUGACUGUUUUAAUUAAUUAUUAUUUGAUUUGGGUUGUAUUUUGUACAAAUUAUAUUAUUAUUCAUUGUUGAAGUUGAUGUAUAUGUAUAAUACAUAAUAUAAGAGUUGAGGUGAAAAAAAUUUCUACUCAUAUGUUUAGCAAUCAUUAAUUUUAAAUUUUAAUCGAUAU